AUGACUCUUGAUUUCGGGGCCAAUGCCAUUUCUUUUGUUAUCGGCGACGAAGUUGGGUGCAAGGGCGAAUAUCCGGGAAAGGAGCAGUCAACCCCAACCAGGAUUCUCCAUUCAAUACGGGCCGCCGAACCGGGAUGCUGGGAGGGCAUUCCCGGCAUCGAGGGCGGCACCAUGGCCGAGGAACUCUAUGUAACCUUUGAGUUCAAGCUUCUCCUUCUCGGCCUCCCGUGCAUCGUUUCCCGUAAGAGAGUGAGGGCUGUCCACCGAGCAGUCUGGAAUGGUGGCUUUGCGCGAAUUGGAAACCGGCGUCUUCAAGCAACACAGGGUUAUCGGGAUUCCUCUACCGUCUUGCCGUUAAAAAGGUUGGCCCCGGCGGCCAAACCCCGAGAUCUCAGCUUCGGACCAUGGAAAGAUGCCUGCACGUCAAUUCCUGAGAUACUUGUGUGCCGCCAUAUAAGACCGCCAACUAAGGCAUGGACUGCGUCAGGCUUCCCGGGGAAGAUGGGCCCCUCGUUCUUGCCUGUCAAUUUAUCUGCAGGCGAUAAUGCGCAGUGGGCUCCGUCGUUACAUGUUCUCCGGACGUACGGAGUGCCUAUUCUUCUUUUCCGGGACGAGCGCGGCCUUGGCAGAUCCUCGGAAACCGAAGGCACAAAGCGGAACGCAGGGACGCGGCGAUCAAGGACUUCGUGA
Messenger RNA from Coccidioides immitis RS, 690 nucleotides. RefSeq lists its product as uncharacterized. The transcript is spliced from 2 exons. The record is from RefSeq and is a predicted model, not a curated record. The coding region runs from base 1 to 690 and encodes 229 amino acids. Lineage: Eukaryota; Fungi; Ascomycota; Eurotiomycetes; Onygenales; Onygenaceae.